Quercus lobata is the source of this 2853-nucleotide messenger RNA. RefSeq names its product pentatricopeptide (PPR) domain protein 40 (gene PPR40). The record is from RefSeq and is a predicted model, not a curated record. Lineage: Eukaryota; Viridiplantae; Streptophyta; Magnoliopsida; Fagales; Fagaceae. The transcript has 2 exons. The coding region runs from base 113 to 2254 and encodes 713 amino acids. Gene Ontology annotation, molecular function: protein binding.
UCACUCUCUAAGCCGAGAAUUUGUAUCCUGAAGACCCGGUUCAGUGAUACGUGACCGGUCCGAGCUUCAUAAACAAACUGGCUUGCAUUUUCUGCUGGUUUUGGCGAAGGACAUGAGAGUCCAGUCUUCCUUAGCUUCCAGGGCUUCACCUGCAAUCAGAAACCUACCCGAAGAAGCUUGGAAUAAGCACAAACUUCAGAGGGAUUCUCCAUCAAAGGUUAAAUCCAAAGGACUCACUAACUUUGAAGCUCCUUCAAGAGGUAACCCUUCUCCACUAAACUCUCAGUUCAGAAACCCCAACUUAGUUUCCAUUUCAAAGACUCCCAUUUCAGCUCAUAAACGCAAAUUGAGUAUUAAACCAAUUGAUCACCAAUACAUUUCUCAAGUUCUUUCGAGAAAAGACUGGUUUUUGUUGCUAAACCACGAGGUCAAGGUGGGGAGGAUCGUUUUGAAUCCUCAGUUUGUGGUGAGUCUCUUGCAAAACCAAGAAAACCCAUUACACCCUUUGAAAUUUUAUAUCUGGGUUUCGAAUAUCGACCCCUCAUUUGCAAAGAAUCAUGCUGUUCGGGGUGUUCUAGCUAAGACCCUUUAUCGGAAUGGUCCGGUUGUUUUGUCUGUUGAAUUGCUUCAGGAUAUUAGGAAUUCUGGUUUCCGGGUUUCGGAAGACCUGCUUGUUAUAUUGAUUGGUGGUUGGGGGAGAUUGGGAUUGGCGAAAUAUUGUGCUGAAGUCUUUGGCCAAAUUUCGUUUUUGGGUCUUAGUCCAACCACAAGGUUGUAUAAUGCUGUGAUAGAUGCAUUGGUGAAAUCCAAUUCACUUGACUUGGCAUAUUUGAAAUUCCAACAGAUGACGGCUGAUAAUUGCAACCCAGAUAGGUUCACAUAUAAUAUUCUAAUUAAUGGGGUUUGCAAGAUUGGUGUUGUAGAUGAGGCGCUUCGUUUGGUUAAACAGAUGGAAGUCUUAGGAUAUUCACCGAAUGUGUUCACGUAUACCAUAUUGAUUGAUGGGUUCUGUAAUGCAAAAAGGGUUGAUGAAGCUUUCAGGCUUAUAGACAUGAUGAAGGAGAGGAAUGUGAGUCCAAGUGAUGCUACUAUUAGAUCAUUGGUUCAUGGGGUGUUUCGCUGUGUAGCUCCUAAUAAGGCUUUUGAGUUGUUAUCAAGAUUUGUCGAGAGGGAGCUGGUCUUGUCCAAGUUAGCUUAUGAUACUAUACUGUAUUGCCUCUCAAAUAAAUCUAUGGCAGGAGAGGCUGCCAUGUUUUUAAGAAGUUGUGGGGCAAAAGGUUAUUUGCCUGACAGUUCAUUGUUUAAUAUCACAAUGGCUUGUCUGAUAAAGGGUUUAGAUUUGAAUGAGACAUGUGAGAUAUUUAGAAGUUUCAUAGAGCGAGGUGUGAAGCCAGGGUUUAAUACUUAUCUUGCACUAAUUGAAGCUACAUACAAGGCCGGAAGAAGUGACGAGGGGAAUUGUUUUUUGGAUCAAAUGGUCAAGAAUGGACUUGUAUCCAAUGUCUUUUGUUAUAAUAUGGUUAUCAAUUGCUUUUGUAAAGAAAAUAAGAUGGAGAGGGCAUCUGAGACUCUCAGAGACAUGCAGCACAGGGGAAUUGCUCCUAACAUUGUCACUUUCAAUACCCUUAUUAGUGGGUAUUGCAGGGAUGGAGACAUGUGUAAGGCACGUGAACUUAUGGUGAUGCUUUUAGAACAUGGAUACAAACCUGAUAUCUUCACAUUUAAUUCAAUAAUAGAUGGCCUUUGUCGAGUACACCAGAUUGGGGAUGCUUUUGCUUGUUUCACUGAAAUGGUUGAGUGGGGUGUCACUCCAAAUGCUGUCACAUAUAAUAUACUGAUCCGCUCUUUGUGUAUCAUUGGGGAUGUCACCAGAUCAAUUAAACUUUUAAGAAAGAUGCAAGCCAAUGGAAUAGACCCAGACACUUUCUCGGUCAAUGCUCUUAUUCAAAGUUUUUGCAGGCUAAAUAAGCUUGAGAAAGCUGAGAAGCUUUUUAAUUCCAUGAUGACAAUAGGUUUAAAUCCUGAUAACUAUACAUACAGUACUAUGAUUAAGGCAUUUUGUGAAUGUGGGAGAGUGGAUGAAGCUAAGGAGAUGUUCCACUCCAUGGAAGCGAAUGGUUGUCUUCCUGAUUCUUAUACAUGUAACUUAAUGUUGGAAACUCUGGUUCGGCUAGCCCACUUUGAAGAAGCUCGAAAUUUGGUAAAGAUGUGUAGUGAAAUGGGAAUCUCUUUGAAAUCCAAUCCUAACUUGUAGGUCAGGGUUGUUAUGGUUCAUUAGUCCAUGUUGCUUUGUUGAGAUGUGGCUGUGAUGGCAUAUGCAUCUGUAAAGCUUUGGGCUGCUGUCGGUCUUAUUGUAUUGGUGGAAUUAAGUGCAGAGAAGCUUAAAUCUGGUUGUUUUGGCGUUGGCUGAAACAAUUGUGAAUUGUUUCCCAGUCUGGUGACAUUGGAUCAGAGGAGGAAAUAGGUGGCCAGAAGAUUACCUUUGGACAUCAGUGUGUGCCUCUCUCCCAAUUUAUCUGCUCAUGUCUAAUGCUUGUGACUAUCAAAGGAAAGAGCUCAAAAUGGACAGUACUGUUUGGGGUAGUGAGAGACAUGUUACCCUAUUUGGCCCCAUAUAGAAGCAGAAAAAUGAAGUAGUUUUGAUAAAAUCUAUGGCAGGCAAUUGGAGUAGUGCUUUGUCAAGUGAAUUUCAGGUGCUCAGACGACUGGCCAAAAUGCAACCUAAUUCAUUGACUUUCACAUGCAGUUGGGAUUAUCCCUUUUUUCUAACGGCAUUUUGAAACAUGUUUGCUUGAUUAUUUGUAAAUUUAUAUUUAGGAAUUAAUGGAAGCACAAAUUCCAUAUGUUCACAAA